AUGAGGGCUGUUCAGGCCUGUUGGAUGGUGUUCUUCCUGUCGCUUCGGCUCGCAGUGUCAUCCAAGACGUGCUACACGCCAGCUGGCGAAGAUACGAAUGGCCCUUACUCUACCCCCCAGAACAGCACCUAUCAACCAUGUAACCCUACGGACGGUACAGUAUCAAUGUGCUGCGCCAGCUGGGACACAUGUAUGCCGAACGGUCUUUGCUGGAACGAGGCGUACCACAUCUGGUGGCGUGAAAGCUGUACCGAUCCAGACUUUACCGAUCCCAAUUGUGUGAAGUUGUACACCAACAUAACUGGAGGUACUGUCGCCGCCGCUGCUAGCCCUACUCCCACCGUUCCUGCGAGUGGCACGAGUUCGUUGACAACAACAACUACUCUCUCUUCCUCGAGUCCCACACCCUCGCCCAUCGCAUCAGAAGCUUCACAUUCGCUUUCUACUGGCGCCAAGGCAGGUAUAGGCAUUGCCACAGCUGCAGCUGUCUUGAUACUGCUCGGGCUGCUUUAUUUGUUUGUCCGUCAGAACAAACGCAAACGACUCCGAAACCGUCCUGAAAAUCUGCUUCCAGCGUCAAAGCUCGAUAGAGCAGAGAUUUUCUCCACUCCGGUGUUUGAGAAGGACGGCUCUCGCCUAAAAACGAGGGUGCCGGCGGAGAUGGAAGGAUGA
Messenger RNA from Cladophialophora immunda, 672 nucleotides. RefSeq lists its product as uncharacterized. The record is from RefSeq and is a predicted model, not a curated record. NCBI's taxonomy places the organism in Eukaryota, Fungi, Ascomycota, Eurotiomycetes, Chaetothyriales, Herpotrichiellaceae. Bases 1 to 672 code for a protein of 223 amino acids. The transcript is spliced from 2 exons.